This is a messenger RNA of Acanthamoeba castellanii str. Neff, 5412 nucleotides long. RefSeq names its product nucleoporin, putative. The transcript is spliced from 27 exons. NCBI's taxonomy places the organism in Eukaryota, Discosea, Longamoebia, Acanthamoebidae. The record is from RefSeq and is a predicted model, not a curated record. Bases 1 to 5412 code for a protein of 1803 amino acids. Gene Ontology annotation, cellular component: nuclear pore.
AUGCGCAAUAAGGAGUGUGCAUCGCAUGCUAGCAUCACGCCGGAGAUCAUGUCCACUGAGCGUCUCUCAACCUGGGUGAAGGCAUACGAUUCGGAGAGCGGCAGGACGCUGCGGUGUGAGGUCUUCCUGGAUACGGUGCACAACAUCAGCAUCUCCACCACUACCCACACGAUGUAUCGCGCUGCCGUGGAGGAGCUCUCCAUCGAUGCAUUUGAUGCCUCGAAUAACCACUUCACGUCGGUCGAGGGUUUCCGCUUCGACUGGACGCUCACUCCCUCGCCCAGCCACGUCCUUCAGAUCGUCCCGUUCAAGGGUGCAGCGGUGGAUGUCAGGAACGUCGUCCUGGAGAUGGAGGAGAAGAAUCUCAGAACAAGCAGGGUACUGGUGAAGGGUAUCGACUUUGGUAAGGUCACCGUCACUGCCAGCCUCAGCGAGGCGGGCUACGGGCGUAUCUCUGAUACGGUAGAACUGUCUGUGCUGGAGCCCCUUCAGCUUUCGCCCAAGCUUCCCAUCUUCAUCGCGCCGGGUGCCGAGUAUAGAUACGUUCUCCAGAGCUACCCUCGGGAUCGAGACCCAACAGAUAUCGACAUGCCUAACACCAAGUACCAGUGGUCCACGGACAAUGGCAGAGUGGCCACUGUUGACAACCUUGGCACUGUGCGGGGCGUGGACCUUGGCCAAACGAAGAUUCACGUUAGAUAUGAGAACAUCAACGAGGCUACGGGCACCGUCAACGUCGUGGCCCCGUCAAAGCUCGGUCUGAGGCUUUACGCCGAAACGGACAAGCAAGAGAUCAUCUCCACUACCACUUCCUGGUACCUUAUCGCCAACACCACAUAUACGCUGGAGGUCGACGUCUACGAUGCCCACGAUCGUCGCCUGCACAACACCGAGAACAUGGUCUUUGCCGUCACGCUCCCCCGUGAGUAUUUCUCCGUCGAACAGUCGAGCCAAAACAAGGCACAGCACACGAUCCGCGCUCUGAAGGAAGGCAGCACCGUCAUCGGCGCCGAGUUGUCCUCCAUCAAGGCCGCCGGUCGCCAUUCGUUCAAGGUCCCAGCUGUCCGCAAGGACAUAGCGAUCCAGUCGGCCGUGCAGGCGAUCCCCCGCGAGGUCCGCCUGCCUUGGCAUGAAGGCACGCCUCACACGUAUGCGCUCAAGGCCACUGGUGGCAGCGACAAGUAUAUCUGGCUCUCGCUGGACCAGUCCGUCGUAUCUGCCAGCCCCUCUGGCGUGCUCACCGUCCACUCGCUCGGAGAUGCGACCGUCAGGGUUUCGGACAAGAAAAACCCUCUCAACUACGACCACGUCAAGGUGAGCGUGCUUGCUGUUGGCAAGAUCGGCAUUGUGGCGUCCACGGUGGAGGUCCAGGUGGGCUGGCCUCUCGUGCUGCCCGCCGCGGUGUGGGACAACUCGGGUGUUCUGUUCGACAACUGCAGCGCUCUUCCCAUCGAGUGGGAAAGUUCCGAUGCGACCGUGUUCGCAAAGCAGGCGUCUGGAGCUAGCGAUCUGCCUCCGAAUAGCUGCACCGGCCAAGAGUUCUUUGCGCUCGGCGAGGGUCAGUGCACCAUUACCAUCAAGUAUGGCAGGUUCACGAACCAGAUAACUGUUUUCGCCUACCGUCCCCUCAAGGUGGUGUCGCCCGAAAAGGACGCCCUUGUGGCGCUCGGUUCGACGGCGCAGAUUGUUUUCGAGGGCGGCCCCAAGCCGUGGCUGUACGAGCCUACUGCCUUCUACACGAGCGUUGUGCCUUUGGAGCCCGAGAUGGUUAGCGUUCGCGUCACCCCGAACCCGCAAGGGCUCGGAAUUGCGCGCUACAGCUACAGCGUCACCUGUCUGAAGCUCGGCGAUGUCAAGCUUGCGAUCGAAGUGUCCAACAAGCCUACCAGGACCAACCAGCAUCCGGCCUUGGCGAAUGCGACCAUCGAUUUCUCUUGCCAAACGCCUCAGACCGUGUUCGCCUUUGCUGAUUACACGCCUGCGAACCAGACGGACUUCGAGGAGCGCAAGCAGCAGUGUCUGGGCGCCCUCAAGCAGACCCCUCCCUUUGAGAUGGUGGUCGGUGAGGCGAGCAACCUGUUCGAAGAGUUCAUCGUCAAGGGUAACCGCAAGGUCCCGAUCACUGUCGCGAUGAUCAACAAGGACCGGAAGCGGUUCGACGACUUCUCCUCUCUCGUGCUCACCUGGGAAAGCAGCGAUGAGACCCUUGCGUCAUUCCUCCCCUCGUCGAGUGUGAGCACCCGUGUCCUGCACAUCAAGGCUGACUCAGGAGACGUCAACAUCCGAGUUGGCGUUCUGGGAUACAAUGAGCAGGCGCUCAAGGAGGCUUCACCCACGAUUGCGGCUCCGGUGCUCGAUAAGCAGGCUCUUAGUCGCUCGUUCACCCUGAGGAUUAGAUCGAAUGUGGAAGUGAACCCGACCAAUGUGGCCAUCUUCAACGACGACAGCAACACUGUCGAGUUGGUCGCUAGCCGCGGUUCGGGCAUCUACAGCUACACCUCGAACAACACCAAUGCCGCGACCAUUCAUCCCAGCGGAAACGCUUCUCGCGCCAGCAUUUCUCCCAAGCGCCCGGGCAUCGCUAAGGUGACCGUCAGUGACAUUUGCCUCGAGGACUCGACACCCGCGACUUCGAUCGUCACCAUCUCCGAAGUGGGAACGAUCAUUCUCGCCGCCCGCGAUAUGUUGCGCAUCAACGACGAGAUGGAGGUGCAGGUCGAGAUCCGCGAUCAGUCUGGCAAUCAGUUCCCUGUGGAGCAACUCGGACGAAUGGACCUCUCCGCGCAUACCGACAAUGACAUCAUCUCUGUGGAGAAGCGGGACGGUCGCUUCCUCGUCCGCGGAAACGGCCUCGGUAUCGCCAGAAUCACCAUUACCGCGAGGACCAAGAACGGACGCACUAUCACGAGCCAGCCCAAGGCGAUCCACGUCUUCCCCCCUCUGCACAUACGCCCGGAGCGAUUGGUGUUGCUGCCCGGUGGCGCAUACCAGAUCAAGUGGAGCGGCGGCCCUCCCGUGCGCGUUGAGGUGGCGUUCUCUGUGGACAAUACCAGCGUGUGCGAGGUCGAUGCUGCCGGCCGAGUGGUCGCGCGAGAAGUCGGAAGUACCACGCUCGUUGCGUCGGCGCAAGCCACCGACGAGCAGGGCAACCGCCACGACUACGGCUCGACCGUCAUCGAUGUCACUGUGCGCCCGCUUUCAGGCAUCCGCAUUCACAGCAACACGAACCGCCUGAUCGUUGGCACGGAGAUGACCGUUCGCGUGAUUGGUCCCGACGGUGAAACGCCGUUCACCCUGGGAGCUGUCGGCAUCGCCUUCGGCUGGGAGUCAUCCGACCCGAGCGUCGCUGCCAUGGUGCCCAUCUACAAGGAAGCUGGAGUUUCGCUGGAGAAGGAGCAUGGCUUCUCUGUGCGCGUUCAGGCCAAGAAAGCGGGCAUUGCUCGCAUCAGCGUGUCUGCUGAUGGCACCGAGGCCUGGGCGGCGACGCUCCAAGUGGAAGUGGUCGACGGCCUGGUGCUCUUCACGCCGGCGGAGCUGCUGUUGACCCACUCCUCGCGGUUCAACAUUCGGACCAACAAGGACGCCACGGGCAAGCUCCAUUAUCGUCUUCUGAGCGAACAGCCCACGCCCGCCGACUGUCACCAGAUCAUCGCCAUCGGCCACGCCGCUCUCGAGCACAUGACUACCAACACUGCGGUCAACCAGCUCGCCACGAUUGAGGAGAGAGGCGACGGCCUCCUCAUCACGGGCAACUCCUCCGGAGAAGCCUACAUCUUGAUCUCGGACGACUCGGAGCAUCAGUCUGUCGUCGUCAAGGUGGUCGUUAAGCCCGUGCACCAGCUCCAACUGCUCCCGGCCUCUGUCAUCUACGAUCAGCUGCCCGUCGGUGCCCUGAUGGACUUCAACAUCAUUCUGCGAGACAACGAGGGAAGAGCCUUCAGCAGCACCGGCAACUUCGAGUUCAGCUACGACCUCGACGUGAUCAACGUCAUCAACGUGAGCCCGGGCAAGACCAACGAGUCGAUCCAAGUGGAGGCCCUCCGUCCCGGCGAGGCCAUCCUUCGUGUGUUCACCAGCACCAAGAGCAUUCCUCUCGACGACUACGUCAAGUUCCACGUGGGCCAUGGCAUCACCCCUCCCGAGCCGGUGGUUCACAAGGGCGGCAGCAUCCAUUUCGACCUGACGAGCAAGCCCGAAGGCAGCGGCGGCGGCCUCUGGAGCUCCGAGGACGAGCGGGUCCUUAGCGUGCACCAUCAAUCGGGUGUGGCUACGGCCCGCAACGUCGGUAAGACGCACGUGUUCUACAACAGCACGGGAGUGCACACGUUCACCGAGGUCACGGUCGAGCAAGUGGGCAAGGUGGUGGUGAAGACCGAGGGCAGCCCCCAGGUGACCAACGUCAAGAACCCCGUGACCGGCGAGGUCGAGGAGUACCGGUUCGGCGUUACCUACUACACGGCCGGCAACAAGCAGCUCAAGUCGAACGUCCGCGUGAAGCACAACAUCUUCCUCUCGUGCAGCGUCGUCGAGACCGAGUGGGCCACCGCCUCCUCCGUGCAGGAUCUCGCCACCGGUCAAGAUUACUGCGUGAUCCACCCGCGCACCCCGGCCUCGCUCAAGAUCCGGUUCAUCGACAGCAUUCACUUGAUCGUGCGGGUCUCCGACGCCAAGCAGACGUACAACUUUACGCACACCGAGGCUAUCGAGUACCUGCCGGCCUUCAUCGUCGUCACGCCCACAACGAUCACAAUCCCCAUUGGCAGCAAGUCGGCGCGUCUCGAGGUGCGGACCAAGGCCAACAUCCACCUCCGCUCCAGCGACGAGCGCAUCAGCGCCAAGAGAAUCUCGACCGACCCGAACACCGACAAGAUGGUGUACGAGAUCAACGCCGAGGACACGCGCAAGGAGCUCCAAAACGUUGUGAUCACUCUCGACAACCCGUACACCGGACAGCAAGAGCAUGUGACGGUAAACUAUGGCGAGACGGCCCUGGCCACCACCAGCAAGCGGGAUACGGAACAGGCCGCGCACCGCUUCCCCUUCCUCCCCGAAGCAGUGGUCCUGCCGCUGCUGACCACCGGCGCCUUGACCGCCCUCGCCGGCCUCGUUUGGGUCGCGCUCUGGAUCGCUCGCCGCCUCCGACCUGCCCCGGACACCUACCCGGCCGUACCGACCAUGUCCGGCGCAUUCCAGACCCCGGGGCCUCGACCCCUGGGACAGCAGACCCCGGGACCGACGCCAGGGUCGGCGUAUCCUCAGACCCCGGGCGCAUACCUUCAGAGCCCCUUCCAGUCGCUCAGCCCGAGCUCCAGCUACACCCACAGCCUCAACUCGCCACUGAGGCCUGUGGCUCCUCGCCGACGAGCGGCUUUCUCGCCGGUCGACAGUCCUUUCCUGGACGGGCGCACGUAG